AUGGUUGAAAAGGAAUCCGACCGUGUGUGGACCGUGCCAAACAUGAUCACUAUGGGUCGGAUAGCCUUCUGCCCUGUCCUGGCCAGCCUCAUCGUCACCUCCCAGCAUGAGCUAGCUCUCGCCGGGUUGCUGGCGGCGAGCUUAACGGACUGGCUGGACGGAUACAUCGCACGGAAGUGGAAGCAAACGUCAGUGCUUGGCGGGUUCUUGGACCCUUUGGCCGACAAAGUGAUGGUCACCACGGUGGCCCUGGCUCUGGGUCAGCAGGGAAUCGUUCCUACUGCCCUUGUGGCACUAAUGGUGGGGCGCGACGCGCUUCUCAUCGCGGGGUCCAUUGCCUACCGCUUCAAGACUCGAAGAGAGGGAGACGCUUUCUUCGACCUCGACUCCCUCGAUUACAAGGUCACUCCCAGCACUCUCAGCAAAGUGAACACCGUUCUGCAGUUCGGCACGCUCUGGCUGGGACUGACCAACUCCGUCUACCUCGUCCCAGGAGACGCCGUGUUUUCCGCCUUGUGCGUCGGCACCGGGGUGGCCACGUUAGCGUCGGGAGUCAACUACCUCCUGGUGUCCGGGCUGAAGCCCAAGGGAAGGCUCGGCAAGCGCCUCAUGAUUCAGAGGGAGAACCUUCAGGAGCGGUACCGCGAGAGGGAGGUGCUGGUCAGGGAGAGGAUGGGGGUCGGGCGGGAGCGCAUGCGGGUCAGGAAGGCUGAAGGCGAGGCGGCACAAAGUCGCUGGUGCUUUGAAGGACCGGAUGAGUAGAGGAAGGCGGCAGAGAGCCGUCGACGGUGGGGCCCGUGUGAAGGGUCGGCCGGCGAACAGGGGCGGGUGAACACCAUCUUACCUUCAGGUAUCGAGCCUAUUAUAUAUGCGAGCGACCGGUAUGGCAGCGAGAGUGGCAAACGGUAUACGGCAUGCGUGACAGCGCUGGAAGACGAUCGUGCGAUCCAGAAAGAUGCCUGAGCUCCUGGGGGAGGCGUGUUGGGGAGGGGGGCGGGGGGGGCGUAUUAUUAUGUUUUGCAUCCGUUGACCACGCGUCCUCGAGGGGAGGGUGGAGGGGGAGACUCAUGCAUCCUUGCUAUUUAUCCUUAGACUCAUGAACGAUAAAUGCAUAGCUCGGUUGAGACUAUUAUACUAGGUGGCGUUUCGUGGUAUGUUACCAUUUUAGACCUUUUGUACCAUGUACAUAGACGAGACGGAACACGCCGCGCCCAAGAACACGCCCCCUGUGUGCCCCCACGCCUAGAGUGAAUAUGCUGUUAUUUUGUGUUGUGCUCUGAGGCUUUUUGGUGGUAAACUCGGUACGAUUAUUCACCUUUUUCUAAGAUAAACACCGGGUACUUGCGUCAUCACCCGGUUGACCUUUGCUGUUUACUUGGCGGGCUGAGGGCGUUCCCUGCGGUCUGCCCAAAUCUCUCAAAUCUCCGGAUGAACGUUGCCGAUCGCCCUCCGUGCGGUGUGCCAGUCACGCAUGGGCGAAGUCUUGACAUCGGCGUACCCGUAAAAGGGGGGUCGGGAGUGGUUCCAGCCUAUCCACAGCCUAUCCACAAUCCGGCAACCCUUGUGGAUGUUGUGUUUUCAGCGGUUGCUGUACCAGUACUAUCUUGUUUGCCGUUCUCGGAACCAAGCUUGAUUGGGAUGAUACACAAUUACCGGAAAUGCUUCCGCUCUGUUUUGACGUGUCGAAAAACUGUCAAGAACCACCGUUUUUUAUUUUUUACUUUGCUUUUAUGUUGGCGAGCAGCGUGAUAGCCUUGACGGCGAUCAGACUGGG
Molecule: messenger RNA, 1774 nt
Organism: Ectocarpus siliculosus
Lineage: Eukaryota; Phaeophyceae; Ectocarpales; Ectocarpaceae
Source: the annotation of a GenBank genome assembly